Messenger RNA from Chara braunii, 3859 nucleotides. The record is from the annotation of a GenBank genome assembly. Lineage: Eukaryota; Viridiplantae; Streptophyta; Charophyceae; Charales; Characeae.
UGGUUUGCAAUGUCCAGCUUUUGAUCAACGAUAGUUUUUCUUCAAUGCCAAGCCAAACAAGAGUCGUGGGCGUGGUCGCGUGGAACGAAUGAGAGAGAAGCAGAACGGGACAUGCAAACCGUGUGCCCCGAUGUCCACGUCAUCCGUUCCCGCCGUCCCAGCCACUUGCGACACGUGGCACGACAUGAUGAUAAUGAUGACGACGAUGAUGAACACGAUGAUGGUGACGAUUACGGUGGUGAUGUUGAUCUGGGCGACGAUGUCGUUGACGAUGAUGACGAUGUUGAUGGCGAUGAUGAUGUCGAUGAUGAUGUUCGUGAUGAUGAUGAUUGUGAUGACGACGAUGAUGAUGAUGACGAUGAUGAUGACGAUGUUGAUGAUGGUGAUGACAACGAAGAGGACGAUGGUGGUGAUUUUGAUGACGGCGACGAUGUCGCUGAUGAUGAUGAUGUUGUUGAUGACGUUGAUGAUGUUGAUGAUGAUGUCGAUGAUGAUGACGAUGUUGAUGACGUUGACGAGGUUGAUGAUGAUGUUGUUGAUGAUGAUGAUGAUGUUGAUGAAGAUGAUGAUGAUCACGAUGACAAUGAUGGUGAUGAUGAUGAUGAUGAUGAAGAUGAUGACGCUGAUGGUGGUGGCGACGAUGAUGGUGAUGAUGGGGGCGAUGAUGAUGAUGAUGAUGAUGGCAAGCAAGAAUCACAGGGCCGCUUGCGAGGAAAGAACGAGCGAGAAUCAGAAGGGGACAUAGAAACCCUGUGGCCCAAUGUCACCGACAUCCUUUCCCUCCGUCCCCGCAACUUGAAACAGGUGGCGUGGCGCGGCCGCUCCCAUGGGCCGGCAAACAUGCCCGACACGAGGGCAGGCAGAACAACACUUUACCUUGAAGAGGGCACAACGCACACGAUGGCGCUGCUCUUUGACGGCUCACAGCAGUCGUCGAUGGUUUUACAUGAAAAAUGUGUACGGUUCGAAGGGGAACGUCGUCACCGGUGCCAAGGGGGCAGUUCUCGACAUGUGUCUGUUCGAGGGGUUCGGAGCGGGUGCUGCGAACACCCCGUUCUACAACGACCUCCGGCGGCAGGGCGGUUUGUUUUGGGUCGAGAGUUCUUCGACCUGUCGGAGGACAAGGGCAUCGCCCUCGACGUCCCUUGCGAAGUCGGUCCCGACCUGGAACUGUCAAUGCCUUUGCAGUCGUGCGGCGGUUGUGAGUCGAGCGGGGCAGCGGGGGAGGGGGGGGAUCUGGGUUCCGGGGAGGCUACACAUGUGCAGCGGGAGGAUGUCAGAGGUCAGUUUGACGAUAGCGAAGAUGAGGCGACACCGCGUCCGCCGUUUUCGCCGUCGAGGGAAAGAGACAGACUGAAGAGCCGGGAAGUCGCACUUGCCGAAGGCGUCGUUCAAAUUAAAUGGAAAGACACGGGGGACGUGACAUCCAUCGCGCCGUUCGCCAACGACCCUUUAGAGGCGGACAUCAGGGGCGCGGAGCUGAAGGAGGCAGUGGCUGCCACAAAGAGCCACACGUUCGUCCUCGAUCUCUGCGAGCCGGGCAGCGUCUACGGGGAUAUGGAACGCAAUCCGACCCAAUUCGUCGGUCUUCUUGAUUUUCUUGGCAAGAAGGGAGAGGGUGUCGUGUUCCUUGGGAAACCGCAUGCGCGAAGCGUCUGGGAGCUUCUGAAGGCCGGCCGGCACGUUGUCGCAAUGGAAGGGAACUCCGACCUCUUGCAAUUCACGAUGCAGGUGGUGAAAAGCGAGGUCAAUUCGAGUGGGCACAAUUGUGAGUUCAUGGUCGUGAGGCCAACACGGGAUAAGUCGCUGUACUUCGUGGAGUCCGAGGAGCAGUUGAAGUUAGCCAGUUACGCUUCCCUGAUCUCCACUGACGACGAGGAAGUCAUAGGUGUGGAGUUUGUUGCCAACGCGAAGGAGGAGGAGAGCGACACGCAGAGCAUUGACCUGCAGUACGACCCGCGUCCGGCGGACCACGGCCGAGGGUCCUCGUCGGCCGGUCCAUCACCAAGCGCUGCAGCCCUCGUGUCACCAUUGACCAAACCGGCGCCGGGCACCACGCCGAUGAAGUUGCUAGAGAGACUUAGAGCUCUGGCCGCCCCCCCGCGCGCUUUGCGUCCCGGGUCCGUUGUCCCGCCCGAUCAUCCGUCUUGGAAGGAUGACAACAUCCACUUCCUGCUUGAACCGCAACAUCAUUCACCUGAGCAGGACUGGGGCCAUGACAUGGUUUGGCAUCCGGGAGUCAUCCAGCCAGCGAUACGAAAUGGCGAGUGGGUCAUGGCCGUGGCAAUCCCGAGCGCGGGAUGGGUGUCAUUCCCACGCGAGUCGAAGUCCAACUUCCUGCUCCUCGCCAGGAUUUCAAUCCUCCAGAAAGUGAAGGUCGAAAAUGACACUUUAGCACCCGGUGACCUGUCCCUCAUUUCCACUGCCGGUCGACUGUUUGACGAGCGUCAGGACAAGUGCUGGUUGGAAUUGACGGAGGACUACUACGAGCUCGACACGAGUCCGUCGAAGGGCGUGGUGGACUGGAAAGUGCCCCCUCCCAGUGGACCGAAUGGUGGUUCCGGGGGGGGGUCACCUGGAAGCGGAGGGGAUGGGGGUGGCGACGUAGGGGGUGGCAAAGGAAUCCCACCUAUGGGGGAGAGAGGGUCUCACGGCCGCAACACAACACCGGGAGGCAGCGCCGGGGUGGCGGGUUUCGCCGUCGACCGGACUCCGUCGACAGGCACCCGGCCCGAGCACACGACACACUCCGCCGACCCCCAGACUUCGUCCGUGGGCUCAASGAGGGACACGUUGGCAGCCUUGGUUGCUCUGGGCAGUCGCUCGGCCGGAAAGCCGAAGUCCGCCGGGAUCCAAACUACGUCGGGUGAGGAGCCGCCAGAGCGGUCCGGAAUGCGAAGCUGCUCGGGGUCGGGGGAUCCAAGCACGGAUCGAGAAUUUCGCAGCAUUGCGGCGCAGGACGGAGACUUCGGAACGGUGUCGCCUGAGCGGGAGCGACGGCCGCAAGGAUUGCAGCGGGAGGCUGCAAGUGCAGGGUCCGGCGACACGGAGACCACGAAGUCCGUCGAGAUCCGAACUUCUUCGGGYGGGGUUUGUCGGCCAGGGAUUGUCGUGCCGUUGAGAGGGGCAGCGUGCACGGGGACGGAAGGGCGGUCCUCGCGAUUCGGCAUGGGUACCGCGGAAGGGGACGAGUUUCGUGGGAGAGAAGUAGGGGAGGAAAUGGAGGAACAAAAGGGAGCGCAAAAAGGGGAGGAAGAAGGGGAAGAAGAGGUGGAAGGGGAGGAAGCGGGAGAAACGGAGCUAAUUGAUUUGUUUGAAGGAAGGGAGGGUGCCGGGUCUGGAGAAGAUGGAGUGGAACGCAGUGAGGACGAUGCCGGAUCUGGAGAGUCGUCUGACGAGUUCGGACAACUGUACGGAGAGCAUCACGAGGAUGAUGUCGACGACGAUGCCACGGCAAUAGAGAUGGAGACACAAGUGGUCAGCAACCUUUCCGCAGAGCCUGAAGAUUAUGCGGUCCGGCCACUGACGUCUGCUGUCGACUUGCAGCACCGGUUCGACGAGGCUUCCGUCGCUAUCAGCCCGUCUCAAAAAAUUCGACGUAUAAGCAUCGACGAAGUUAUCGACGGUAUCCUCAGUGACCACAACGUGUUUGCCCGCCCGUCCGCAACUGCCAACGUCGCAUCUUCCGUGGCAGCUGCCCUCGCUUCGUCGCCGCCGAAGUCUCUGGUGCUGCAGGCCACCCUUGCCGCCGAAGGAAAGGCGAGUGCGGUGGAGGACAGCAUGUGACGUCCCCAAAAAAAUCGAGGUUCGACGGUCAGACUCUCGACGUGCUCGCUUUGCCAGCGCCAAAUUCACCAUC